AUGACUGCAGUGCCACCCUUCUCCUGGACCUGCCAAGUUCCUGCUCUUUGCAAAGAAGGCAUACAAGGAGGAGGCACUCUGUUGCUUGAAAACUUACCAGCUACAGGCAACAUUGCAGAAAAUUCUCCAGCCAAUGCUUCGGUUCAUGUGUUCAGUGUAAAGUUAUCACCAUCUCGUGCAGAAGUAGCUGUACAAUAUCCUAUCAUAAUAAAUUCAAAUCCACUUACAAAUGCUUUUCAGAUUGUUCCUGAAAGUGAACUUGUAUACAAGGUUGUUACCACUGAAAAUCCCAUCCUGGAUUAUGAAACUAUGCCACAUCUCUUUGAUCUGCAGAUCUAUGUUAUGGAUACAGCUGGGGCAACUGACCUUCAAACACUUACUGUCAAAAUAGAAGAUGUUGAUGAAGCUCCUAUGUUUCAAGGCAAUAUGGCAACACAAACUAUAAUGAUCUAUAUCUUAGAGGGAACUGGAGCUGGAAAUAUUUACCAAAUUGAAGCGAUAGAUCCUGAAAGGCAAGAACUUAAGUAUUCGUUGACCCCUGCCUCAGGCCUAUUCAUUGUGUCUAACAGUGGAACCAUUUCUACCACAAGACAAUUUGAUUAUGAGAAAGAUCAGCAUUGUUACUUUUUAAAUAUAACCGUGACAGACAACUUAGGGCUGAAAACUACCAGAACUGUGAUAGUCAACAUAAUUAACACCAAUGAUGAAGCACCGUAUUUUACCACGAAACAGAUAAAUUACAUGAUUCCUGAGGAACAGCAUCCAGGAACUAUUGUUGUCAAUAUAACAGCUAAAGAUCCAGAUGAUGAAGGCUUUAUAAGCAGACUGACCUACAGCAUCAGCCCUCCUAAUGAGUAUUUCUCCAUAAACCCAUUAACUGGUGUCAUCCAAGUGGCUAAACGAAUAGAUCGCGAAGCUUCUACAUUCCGGCUACAUCCAAGAAUCACAUUGAUAAUAUGUGUGGAGGACAGUCCCAGGGGUGGACAAAUGAACAAAAAAGAGAUAACAAUGAUUAUUGAAGAUAUCAAUGACAACCCACCAGAAUGCAACCCGUAUACCUUCAGCUUUGAGAUACCUGAAACAGCUACCCUUGGGACACUUCUCUUUGCCCUGAGAGAUUACUGCUAUGAUAAUGAUGUUGAGCCACCAAACAAUAAAUUUAACUUCACAGGAUUGUCUGGACUUGGAAGUGAUACAUUUACACUGGAUCCAGCUGGCUCAGGAAUAGUUGUGUCAGCUAGAUAUCUGGAUUUCGAAAACCCACCUAACCAAACAAUGAAGGAUGAAUAUUCUUUGACAGUUGUGGUGCAAGAUAUUGCAUGGCCUAAUUAUAUGAAUAAUAUCUACAUUUACAUUAAAAUACUUCCAGUGAACGAGUUUGAUCCAGUUUUUGACAAUUCAUCAUAUGUAUUUAAUGUUCCAGAAAUUACUCCAGCUACAUCUAAAAUUGGAAGAGUGAGUGCCACAGACAAAGAUUUGCCAUUCGCUGGAAUCACAUAUUCUAUUGUAGGUGGGGGUGGCACUUUUGGUUACACAAAUAUAUUCUGGAUUGACCCAGAGAAAGGAGAUAUGAAAAUUAUAGCUACAUUGGACUAUGAAACAACUCAGAGGUACAUUCUUGAGGUGCAGGCCUCUGACAGUGAGAAGACUGCUACAGUUUCUGUAACUGUCAAUGUUCUUGAAGUGAAUGAUGAAAAACCAGUUUGUACACCCAAUUCCUAUUCACUUGCAGUUCCAGUAGACCUAGCUGUUGGAACCAAUAUUGAAGGUUUCAGUAUAUUGUGUCAUGAUCCUGAUUCUGGUCCCAGAUCUUUCCGUUAUUUUAUCAACUCAGGCAACGUGAAUAACCAUUUCACUUUUUCACCGAGUGCUGGCUCCAACAGCUCUCGGUUGAUUCUUGCAUCCAGGUUUGACUAUGAAAAUGGUUUGGAUACAACCUGGGCCUACAGCUUGCGCAUCUACAUAACAGAUGACAAUUUGCUGUCUGGUAGAGACAGAGCAACAGUCCGUGUUGAAACUGGAACAGUGACAUUAAGCAUCAAAGUUAUCCCAAACCCAACUACUCUCCUUCCUACUACACACAAAGGCAUUCACUCAUAA
Messenger RNA from Gavialis gangeticus (Gharial), 2100 nucleotides. RefSeq names its product cadherin related family member 3 (gene CDHR3). Gene Ontology annotation, molecular function: calcium ion binding; cadherin binding. The transcript has 15 exons. Bases 1 to 2100 code for a protein of 699 amino acids. The record is from RefSeq and is a predicted model, not a curated record. Gene Ontology annotation, biological process: homophilic cell-cell adhesion. Lineage: Eukaryota; Metazoa; Chordata; Crocodylia; Gavialidae. Gene Ontology annotation, cellular component: catenin complex; membrane.